AUGUCUACCAGCACUUCAUUUCAUAUCUCAGGCUACUUAGCGAUCACUUUCGCGGUUUUGCGGCCAUCGAUACUUUUAGCCUUCCUCGUGAUCGUCUCUUGCACUGUAUAUCUUUACGCCCGCAGUGCUAUCAAGUAUCAUCACGAUGCCGAGUUCGGUAAGCGAAAUGGUUGCAAACCCUCACCAGCUAAGCUCAUCUAUCAUUGGCCGCUUGCACUCGACAUAUUGAAUGAUGGGUUUAAAGCAGAACGAGAUGGGAAGCUUCUUGCAUUCUUCACUGAACAUCUAGAUCAGUUGGGCUCAACUGCUGAAGUCAAAAUCCUUGGAGGCACCGGCUAUGUGACGCAGGAUCCCGAGAAUAUCGAGGCAUUACUUUGUACACAAUUUGAAGACUUUCAUCUCGGACCUCGCACAUUGGCCAUGAAAGCGAUGAUCGGUGAUGGGAUAUUCACCCAGGACGGUACUGCCUGGAAACGAUCACGGGACAUUCUAAGGCGGCAAUUCAUGCGGAUGCAGUACCAUAGUUUAAAAGGCUUUCACGAGCAUCUAGAAGCCUUGAUAGAAAGACUGAACGCCUCCACUGAAGUGACAAACCUUCAGCCAAUAUUCUAUAGACUGACACUUGACACAACCAUAGCAAUGAUAUUGGGUCAACCAGUUGAAAGCUUCGAGCACGAAAUUGGCGAUUUGUUUUCGAAGGCCUUCGACCAAGCUUCUCUCGUCACUGGCACGCGAGCUCGACUUGGGGGCUUGUACUUUUUGUACCGUCCCACGGGUUUCCUCAAGGCUUGUGGAACAAUCAAAAAUUACACCUUCCAAUUCGUCGUAGACGCUCUGCAGCGAGAUAUGCAAAACCCAGGCGAUUCUAAGAGUAGUUCGUUUAUCUCAGAACUCCAGCGCGAGAACCAGGACCUGCAAAUCGUUCGUGAUCAGGCGUUGAAUGUGCUGAUAGCUGGACGAGAUACCACAGCUGCAACGCUGUCUUACGCAUUUCAUCUCCUCCUACAAAACCCAGCCACACUAAAGACUCUCCAUUCAGAAAUCGAAAAUGUUGUUGGGUGUGAAAAAGACAUCAACAGAGCGCACAUCCAGAGAAUGCCAUACUUGCAUAACGUCCUACAGGAAACCCUUCGAUUGUAUCCUCCAGCUCCGAUUAAUAUCCGGUUUUGCAGGAAGACGACUACUCUCCCUGUCGGCGGUGGUCCAGAUGGCCGCUCGCCACUUCUAGUUCGAGAAGGUAUGCCUGUCGCAUAUUCAGUUUACCACAUGCAAAGGCGGAAGGAUCUUUUUGGACCUGAUCCUUUGGCGUUCCGACCUGAGAGGUGGAACGGCCCGGAGCUUGCUAGCAUCGGCUGGGCCUAUCUUCCAUUUAAUGGUGGCCCGCGACUUUGUCUAGGUAAGGAUUUUGGGCUCAUGCUUGCUUCCUGUGCGAUUGUACGGAUUAUCCAGGAGUUUCCGGAUAUAAGACUUGUCCCAGGAACGGAAUUAGAAAUACCGGGAACUGAACGACAGCACCUGGCGCUUACUCUAUCUAACGCUCAGGGCUGCAAAGUCGUUCUUCGAUGAGGAGACGUACGACAUUUUCAUAUGUAAUCCUGCUAACCGCAUCCACAUGCGCGAGACAUAGGCAAGUCUUCGGCACAAUGAGAAAGAUGAUUUCUUCUUCCCAAGCUUUAGUAUGUAGAUCAAUAAAAACAAAU
Molecule: messenger RNA, 1700 nt
Organism: Cadophora gregata
Lineage: Eukaryota; Fungi; Ascomycota; Leotiomycetes; Helotiales; Ploettnerulaceae
Exons: 6
Coding region: 1-1566 (521 amino acids)
Molecular function (GO): heme binding; oxidoreductase activity, acting on paired donors, with incorporation or reduction of molecular oxygen, reduced flavin or flavoprotein as one donor, and incorporation of one atom of oxygen; iron ion binding
Source: RefSeq, a predicted model, not a curated record